This is a messenger RNA of Aspergillus japonicus CBS 114.51, 1098 nucleotides long. Its product is annotated as nucleotide-diphospho-sugar transferase. Gene Ontology annotation, molecular function: glycosyltransferase activity. The record is from RefSeq and is a predicted model, not a curated record. NCBI's taxonomy places the organism in Eukaryota, Fungi, Ascomycota, Eurotiomycetes, Eurotiales, Aspergillaceae. The coding region runs from base 1 to 1098 and encodes 365 amino acids. The transcript has 7 exons.
AUGCAAGUCAAAACAUUCAAAGCAGUCCGGACCGCCUUUGUGUGCUGCUUCAUCUUCGCAAUUCUGUGGCAGCUCUGCCUGAGUGAUAUCCACCCCUCGUUCCAGUUUACUCCCCUUGGUGCCUAUACCUCAACUCUUGAGGUCGACUGGUCCCGAUUCGCUUAUACCCAGUAUGCCACCAGCCGGGCCUAUAUCUGCAACUCAGUGAUGUUGUUUGAGACCCUGCAUCGCUUAGGCAGUCGAGCGGAUCGCCUGUUAAUGUACCCAUCGGACUUCUCCACCGAUGACAACUCCAGGGUUGCGAAGCUGCUCCGCAAAGCCCGCGAUGAGUAUGGGGUCAAGCUGGUCCCAGUUGAGCUACAGCACCGAAAGGGCGCCGACAAGACAUGGGCAGACAGCUACACCAAGCUUCUCGCUUUUAACCAAACCCAGUACGAUCGCGUACUGAGCCUGGACUCCGACUCGACUCUUCUCCAGAUUACAGCAAGGGAGGGAGCACUCACAAUAGCCCCACAGUCCCUGGACGAACUCUUCCUGCUCCCGCCAUCGCCCGUGGUCCUCCCUCGGGCAUACUGGCUCAGUCCCGCGAACCGGACGAUGAGCACCCUAAUCGCAUUGAUCAAGCCCUCUGCGUCCGAGUUCCACCGCAUCCAACAAGCGAUCGCCGACGCUGGGCCGACCGAAUUCGACAUGGAGAUCGUCAACAAGCUGUACCAGGGCCGGGCGGGAAACAUCCCCCACCGGCCUUACUACCUCCUGACCGGCGAGUUACGCGCCACAGACCAUACCGCCUAUCUCGGCGAUCCGCAGGAAUCCUGGGACCCGGUCGAGGUCUUCAAUCAGACAAAGUUCCUGCAUUUCUCCGACUGGCCUCUCCCAAAGCCCUGGUUCAGGGCCAACACAAGUAUCGUCGAGGCGAAUCAGCCGGCGUGUGAUCUAAAUCCCAAAACGGGCCUCUAUGACGACUGUCGCGCGCGAGAUAUCUGGCGCGGCAUCUAUGAUGAUUUUGCCUCGAGACGACAGGCGGUUAACGUUUCAGUUUUUAUCAUUGAACUAUAUUUUGACAUGAUUUCUACCAAGACUGUAUCAAGCCUGUGA